CAGUAGGCUACGCCAAGUUGGUUAAGUAACGCAUGUCAGGCUUUCCAACAUUACACGGUGUGGUUACACGAUAACGUGGGCCACUGUAAAUUAUCUGCGCUCAGCCCACGCUUAAUGCCGUGACACUAAGUAAAUUGGAGUAGAGUACUGUUGACAUGGUAUGAAUCAACAAAAUGUUACCAUAUUUUCAAGUGACUUCAGAGUCAACCAUAUGGCAAAGAGGAGGAGUUUGCCCGUCAAUCUGCGUUCUGAGUAAGGACAUGGUCAAUAUUUUCGAACGAUACCGUACUUAAGAGAGUGGACUGAAAACUAAAUCAUGGCCCGAUCUAAAGCAAGAAUAUACACGUGUAUAGCGUUAACUCUGCUGAGCACGAUUGGGAUAAUUAUCGUAUGCACUAGAUUCAUCCGGCAAGACUGUCCCAAAGGGCUCUUUAAAAGCGCAGCGGUUGCCGCAGAUUCCGAAACGUGCUCAAAGGUCGGACGUGACAUCUUGCAGAGAGGAGGAUCUGCAGUAGAUGGAGCCAUUGCUGCGUUACUUUGCACCUCAGUUGUCAACCCACAGAGUAUGGGCAUUGGUGGGGGCUCCAUAUUCACGGUCAUGGACAGUAGUGGCAAGGUUAAAAUAAUAAAUUCAAGAGAGUCUGUCCCUCAAGAGUUUAAUCCAGAUCUACUGAGUAGAUGUACACAGAUCAACCAAGAUGUGACAGGCAGCCAAUGGAUUGGUGUCCCUGGAGAGAUCCGUGGAUAUGAGCAGGCCCACAGGCUUUUUGGGAAACUUCCUUGGGCCAGCCUCUUCAAUCCCACCAUCAAGUUGGCCAGAGAGGGUAUCCCUGUACCUGAGAUCCUGAGUCGCUUUUUCCAAGUGUUAAACAAGAGUGAGACCCUACCUAUACGUAAGUUGUUUCUAGGUAAAGAUGGAAAACUGCUGAAGGUUGGAGAUGUUAUGAAGUUUGAGAAGUUAGCUGACACAUUGGAGAUCAUUGCAAACCACGGGGCUGAUGCUUUUUACACUGGAAAGGUAGCAGAGGAUUUAAUCAACGACAUUAAAGAAGCAGGUGGAAAACUCAACAUGAAGGACCUGGAAUCAUUUAAAGUGAAAGUGACUGAUGCAUGGACCAUUCCUCUAGGAGAGUACCAGAUGCACUUUCCACCACCUCCAUCAGGAGGUCCCAUCCUCGCUUUCAUUCUUAACAUCAUGAAAGAAUAUUCCCUUAACUCAGCUUCUCUGAUGGGGGAGCAAAAGACUCUCACCUAUCAACGCUACAUUGAGGCUUGUAAGUUUUCGAACGGACUAAGAAAAUACAUCCGUGAUCCACAUUUCAACUCAGAAGCAGGAGCUCUUAAGGUUAUUGAACAGCAGUUUGCUGAUCACUUCAGGGCCAUGAUCAGCAGUGAUAAGACCCAUGAUGCUCAGUACUACAACAUCACUCCAUACCUGGACACCAUGGGCACCACACACGUGUCUGUUCUGGCUGAGGAUGGAUCUGCCGUCACUGUUACCAGCACUAUCAAUCACAUGUUUGGAUCAAGAGUUUUCUCCCCUAAAACAGGUGUCAUCCUUAACAAUGAGUUGUCCGAUUUCUGUGGGAAAGCAGAACACAUUGUUACAGGUGAGCAGCCUCCCUCCUCCAUGUCUCCCAUUGUCCUGCGGUCCAAGUACAAGACUUUGGUAAUGGGUGCAUCGGGUGGCAGUAUGAUUACUACAGGGAUCGCUUUGACCCUUGUGAAUCACCUAUGGUUUGGGAAGAGUCUGGAGGACGCCAUCUCUGCGCCUGUUGUGUAUGUGGAUCCUAAGAACAUACUGAAGUUUGAACCUAACUUUGACCAGACCGUGGUGAAGGAUCUGAAGGCUCUAGGACACAGAGUGGAAGUUCCAUUGUACUUUUACAACGUGGUCAACGCUGUGGAGAAGGACAACAGUUGCAUACGGGCCGUUUCCGAUGCCAGAAAGAUGGGCAAGGCGGCUGGGUAUUAAUCUGCCAAAUGCUUGGUCACUGACAAUGGAUAUGGACAGUCUUCCAACGUUCAACAUAGAGUAAUAUAGCAACAACAGGGCUCUGAUAAUGCCGAAAACAUAUGAGAGUACAGGCAGGAUGUUUCUCGUCCCAACUUAGCAAUCCUACCAGUGUCUGUAUUUAAAAUAUUUAUGCCAUGCUUACCCAUUUUCAAUGAUGUGCUUUUAAAAGCUUUAUUACAAAAUGUGUGUUUAUUUUACCUAUGUUUUUUGAGUUACUGACAUUUUCAUAUAUUUAGUGGCCACUAGUUACCUUGUGAAAAAAUGCACUGACUCUUUUAUAAAUACCAAUGGUGGCAUAUUGGCAUAUCAGUUUUUUAUGGGACUUGUGUUAUCAGUUUUUUAUGGGACUUGUGUUAGCUGGUAUAUAUCAUGAUAUAAAUGACUGAGAAAUGUUGAAGUAAAUACUAAACUACUUAAUAUCAAGUGUCACAUUAUGAGAGCGUCCUAGUGUUGAAGCCCCACCAGAACAGAACCUCUUGCCUGACUGGAGAUGCAAAGGGAAGAGCUGCUCUGGAUAAGGAAGUGAAUCAUUGCAGCUACAAUGCUCUUUUUUGGGAUCAAUGUUUAUUAAAAAAUUGUUUUUAUGUUGUUCUGUGUGCUUGAAGGGUGCUGUUGAGAUUAAAUAGGUUCAAUACUAUACUCAAUGCAAUAUACUGUAACAGAAUUGUUUUGAAUAAAUGUCUUUAUAUGAUUAUCAUUGAAAGUUAAAAACCAAUUGAUGGCAUUGCUUGAAGAUUAAAGAUGCAGUCCAAACCUUA
Messenger RNA from Esox lucius (northern pike), 2775 nucleotides. It is a transcript of the gene ggt5a, whose product is annotated as gamma-glutamyltransferase 5a. The record is from RefSeq and is a predicted model, not a curated record. Gene Ontology annotation, biological process: leukotriene D4 biosynthetic process; glutathione catabolic process; inflammatory response. Gene Ontology annotation, molecular function: leukotriene-C(4) hydrolase activity; glutathione gamma-glutamate hydrolase. The coding region runs from base 317 to 1975 and encodes 552 amino acids. The transcript is spliced from 12 exons. Gene Ontology annotation, cellular component: plasma membrane. Lineage: Eukaryota; Metazoa; Chordata; Actinopteri; Esociformes; Esocidae.